AUGCUCUGUCCGAUAGCCAGCAAGCGCACGCCGCGUCGGGUCGGCGCGCUAGUGCAACAGCAAGUGCCACCAGAAAUCACCGAGAACGUGGAGCUCCAGCAAGCCAUUGCUCAGUUGCCGGGCAACUACAAUUUUGAGCUUGAAAAGUCCAUCUGGCGAUUGCAGCAGAAGCAGGCCAAGACAGUGGCGUUGCAGUUUCCCGAAGGACUGCUCAUCUUUGCGUGUCCAAUUGCGGACAUCUUGCAAAAGUUUGCCGGCGUACAGACACUCAUCAUGGGGGAUGUGACCUACGGGGCGUGCUGUGUCGAUGACUACUCGGCUCGUGCCUUGGGGGCAGACUUUUUGAUUCACUACGGUCACAGCUGCUUGGUGCCGAUUGACCGGACCUCGAUCAACAUGCUCUAUGUCUUUGUCGACAUUCAGAUUGACAUGAAACACUUUCUAGACACGGUCAAGUUCAACUUUGCUCCACAGAGCCACCUGGCACUGGUCUCGACCGUUCAAUUUGUGUCCACGCUGCAGAGCAGUCGGUUGGAGUUGGAGGCAGCUGGUUACAAAGUCACCAUUCCACGAGCACAUCCUCUGUCCCCCGGCGAAAUCUUGGGCUGCACCUCACCACGCAUCGCCGAGGACGUGGAUGCCUUGGUGUACCUCGGUGAUGGUCGUUUCCACCUCGAGUCGAUCAUGAUUGCUAAUCCGGCCUUGGCAGCCUACCGCUACGACCCUUAUGCCAAGGUGCUGAGCCGUGAGGGCUAUGACACUGAGAAAAUGCAUCAGAAUCGCCAGCACGCCAUUGAAACUGCUCGUCAGGCCACACGUUUUGGUAUUGUUUUAGGCACGUUGGGCCGGCAAGGCAGCCCGGCAGUGCUUGAAUCGCUCAAAAAGUUGCUGCGGGAUGCUGGGAAAGACUUUAUUGUCGUUUUGCUUUCCGAGAUCUUCCCCUCCAAGCUGGCUUUGUUUGAGGACGUGGGCGCGUGGAUCCAAAUUGCUUGCCCGCGCCUCUCCAUUGACUGGGGCACUGCCUUUCCCCGGCCUCUACUCAACCCUUAUGAGGCGGCUGUCUGCCUCAACGGCGUCUCGUGGCAAGCGACCUAUCCCAUGGACUUUUAUGCGGGCAAGGAUAGCUUGGGUCCGUGGACGCCAAAUCAUCCCUCGCACCGACCACCACGCCGCAGUCGCGCUGCAGGCAACCGCCCCGAUCGGGCCCGCAAGUCGGCGGCGUCCAAAUCAUCACCAACUGAUCCAAGCCCGGCGACGACAGUUCCUACCGAAGCUCCAAGCACAUGA
Molecule: messenger RNA, 1287 nt
Organism: Monosiga brevicollis MX1
Lineage: Eukaryota; Choanoflagellata; Craspedida; Salpingoecidae
Exons: 12
Coding region: 1-1287 (428 amino acids)
Biological process (GO): protein histidyl modification to diphthamide
Molecular function (GO): 2-(3-amino-3-carboxypropyl)histidine synthase activity
Source: RefSeq, a predicted model, not a curated record